Messenger RNA from Phialemonium atrogriseum, 1915 nucleotides. RefSeq lists its product as uncharacterized. The transcript is spliced from 4 exons. The record is from RefSeq and is a predicted model, not a curated record. The coding region runs from base 310 to 1626 and encodes 438 amino acids. Lineage: Eukaryota; Fungi; Ascomycota; Sordariomycetes; Cephalothecales; Cephalothecaceae.
CCAAAACAAAACAAACAACAGAAAACAUCACCACUCACUUAACCACGAAAUCCUAAUUAAUUUCCCACCAGCUUCCGAAAAUACGUCUGGCUAUUGUCGAGGCCUGGAUGCAAGAAGUUAACCACGCUCUUUUCUCUACAUCACCACUUUCUGUUCACGUUCAGGGGAUUCAGACUUGCCCCCAGCGCGGCGCAGUAACUCCUUACUCGCCAACGGCGUAUCCUCCAGCGAAACGGCGACGAGUCUUGGGAGAUUUACCAUCGGCGACUACCAAUCAACGGAUCAUGGCCACAGAACAAGACCCCGCCGAUGCGCCGACGCGGAAGCCUACUCGAAGAUCUCCGCGAACUCCCUCACCGACGAAAAGGCCUGCGGGAAAGCCUACACGAACCAGAUGCCCUGCAAGAUCCGGACGGAGGGACACACACAAUUCACUGUGGAGAAGACGUUGGGGAUGCGACCCCUCGCGCAGUGGCGCCAGCCCAAUCUCGACGGGCGAAUGCACUUGCCGUUCGCGAACGAUUCGCCCCUGCAGCUCCUCUGUACGAGACAUACUCGGACUCUCUCGCUCGAUCGGAACCGCCUGAAUCCUCCGUACAGUCUCGAAACACCUCCCAUACCUCCCAUUCCUCAACGUCCAAGCGAUCCAGCAGCCCUGUUAAGCGCACGGCGGGACUUCAAGACGUCGGGGCGGACAUUUACUACCGCGGCCUGUCCGACAGCGGGCGGGAACUCGGGAGCCGGAACCAGAACCUCCUACGCGAUUUGCGGGCUGCGGCUGAGGACAUGGGGGUGAUUCCCGCCGCUAUCGUGAAGCUCGUCGAUGACGAGAUCCAGAUUAGGGCCAACACGGUGGAUAAGGACGCCACAAGUCGCACCGACGGGGAUUUUUGCGAAGAACUGAGGGCGGUACGCAAGCUCAACUCGGCGUCGAAGAGGUGCGAGAGGAGAUUUGAGUCCGAGCCCGAGUGGAACGUCGCUGUCCACUCCGUCUUGCUGCGCUUAGCUUUGGGAGAUGACCCGAGUAUUCCCGUUGUCUUUCGAACCAUUACCAGCGUCAAGAUCCACCCGCAGUGGAUGCCGGCCCCCUCGUCCGGCCUCGUCACGCAGACCAAGAUGGCCGACUUCGCCAUCUGCCUGGGCGCAGACGACGACGACGACGACGACCCAGAUUCGGACGAGCCGCGCGACCUACGGAACCCGUACCGGGACCCUCUCUCGCGGCACGUCGUCGUCGUCAUCGCGGGCACGUCCUCGUCGGUCACUCGCGUCGAGACCAGGACCGACAGCAGGCCGAGGGAGGAGGCCCAGGUCCGGCUCGGGGCCUGGGUCUCGGCGCAGGCGCACCGCCUGCGCAGUCUCGCCGUCUCGGGCGGCGCAUCGCCCGACUCGGCCGUCGCGCUGCUGGAGGGGAUCGUCUUGCCGCUCCUGCAGGUCGAGUCGGCGGUGUGGACGGUCCUGUUUGCGCGGGUCACGAGGGUUGCUGGGAAUGAGCUGCAGCUGAGAAUUUAUUUGGGUUUGAAGUUGGGGGACACCAAAGUCCAUCCUGGGGACAUAUUGUCUUCUCAAAGCUAUUGGGAUAUUACAACACUGGGCGAACACGGAGUUUCGGGCGUGGUGGCAUGAACUGUUAGACCUUGCUGGGGAGGAUCGGCUUCCGGACGCUGAUGUCACAGGGUAACAGGAUAGUACAGACACAAUAACACACUGGCUUAUGUCGUCGUCCUGGCCAAGGGCCCUGGAUCUAAGAGGCUAUCGGGCCCGCCAUGUCGUUGGCUCAUACAGUCAUCCAUGGUUAACUUUGUACCGUAAGGGUAAAUGAUGAGGGAGUUUCGGCUACGGAUUGUCCAACGACACGGUGAUGUAAAGCCGCAAAUUAAGGCGUCAUUGAUGGUCAUUGAUAGUCAAUGCAACG